UCAGCUUGAUACUUCCCAGUCUCUUUACUUCCCUAUCAUUUGGUUGUGCUUUCAUUUGUAUGUUCUAAGUUGAUAUUCCCUUGUUCUGGAUUCGAAGCCAUUUUGCUUGAGCUCAAAAUUCAAUUGAGUCAUAUCAGCAAAAGAUCUUCAAGACUCCCACCAGAAAAAUAGGCACAGUUAGGAGGGCGAGAAGAUAGCCAGGAUGGCGGCGCCAGCGAUAUUACCCAUGACCCCGAGCUUAUCCAGUUAUAUUCAAUCCUUGAAACAAAGCUCAGUCGAGGCAUCCACAGAAAAUUUAAUAACGCUCUUAAAAAGACGCCACAUCCGACAGCCGCACUCAUGUGCGCUUGCGACCGCGCAUCUCCUUUUGAGGGCUAUGCACACCAAUAAAUCAAAUGACCCGGCGACGUUAAUCGACCAUGUCAAGCGAAUUGGUAGACGAUUGGUGUCAGCGCAGCCCAGACAACUGAUCGUUGGCAACAUUGUCCGCCGUGUAUUGGGUAUGAUGAGAGAUGAAGCUGAGAGCUGGAAACGAGACUGCGGAAUGAUGAGCGACGCCGGAUCAGACGAUACGCGCCCUCAUACCCCUCCUCACGGUGGUUUUCACAACCUCGCGCGUCUGCCAACACACCCCGGCGGCGCACUCGAGAAGCUAUCGCACCUCGAUUCUCUAGAAAGGCCGUCCUUCACAGGUCACGUUACGGCAGCACCCGCUCUUCCAGGAACGUCAAUGUUUAAUUUGCUUUCAUAUCCACCUGAGUCUACAGACCCCAAUUCGCCUAUCAGCGUUUCCCGAGGAGAGCCAGAUACUAGCGACGAUAAGCCCCGAGAUUACCGAGGUGAAGUGUUUGAUGGUAUAAAAGAGAUACUCGAAGAGCUGAACCAGGCGAAUGACCAGAUUGCGGCCUAUGCGCUCGAUCACAUCCAUUCAAACGAGGUGAUUCUCACCCACACAGCGUCAACCACGGUGCAAAAGUUCCUCCUCAAAGCUGCAGCAAAACGAAAGUUCAGCGUUAUUCAGGUAGAAUCAUAUCCAAACAACCAUGAUGAUACCCAUGCGACAGUAACUGGUAUCAGGAGUGGCGACGAAGAACGGUUGACGCCGGAAGCAUUCCAGAAACCAUUAAUUGCCCAAGGAAUCACCGUUAUCUUGAUACCCGAUUCAGCGGUAUUUGCGUUGAUGUCACAGGUCAAUAAAGUCAUUCUUGGGACCGAUUGUGUCCUUGCAAAUGGUGGCUUGGUUGCUGCCGCAGGGACAAGGCUCAUUGCUAAUGCUGCGAAAGCGCACAAGACCCCAGUAGUUGUUGUGAGCGGUGUAUACAAACUGAGCCCUGUAUACCCAUUUGACCAGCAGUCUUUGGUGGAAUAUGGAGAUCCAAGUGCGGUGCUUCCCUAUGAAGAUGGAGAGCUGGUGGACAACAUUGAUGUGGUGAAUCCAUUGUCUGACUACGUGCCCGCCGAGCUGAUCGACCUUUAUAUCACAAAUAUUGGGGGUCAUGCACCGUCAUAUCUAUACCGCAUUGUGGCAGAUCACUAUCGCAAUGAAGAUGUCAAAUUGUGACACGAACAUGAGUCUUGAACUUCGAAUCAUGAUGCAAUGACAUUUAUAAUUUUAUGAACAUUAUCAUAGAGAAAAUGGAAAUAGGCUAUUUCUUUACCGGUAUUUCCAUGGGUGCUACUUGUUCCCCAAGACCAACAUGAACCCAGUCGGGUUAAGAGGUAGCAUUUCAACACCGUAGA
This is a messenger RNA of Coccidioides immitis RS, 1740 nucleotides long. RefSeq names its product translation regulator GCD7. Gene Ontology annotation, biological process: translational initiation. Gene Ontology annotation, cellular component: eukaryotic translation initiation factor 2B complex. The transcript is spliced from 3 exons. Gene Ontology annotation, molecular function: guanyl-nucleotide exchange factor activity; translation initiation factor activity. The coding region runs from base 203 to 1561 and encodes 452 amino acids. NCBI's taxonomy places the organism in Eukaryota, Fungi, Ascomycota, Eurotiomycetes, Onygenales, Onygenaceae. The record is from RefSeq and is a predicted model, not a curated record.